This is a messenger RNA of Hevea brasiliensis (rubber tree), 1109 nucleotides long. RefSeq lists its product as uncharacterized. The transcript is spliced from 2 exons. The record is from RefSeq and is a predicted model, not a curated record. Bases 339 to 881 code for a protein of 180 amino acids. NCBI's taxonomy places the organism in Eukaryota, Viridiplantae, Streptophyta, Magnoliopsida, Malpighiales, Euphorbiaceae.
UUUAAGUAGUCGGUGACCUGAUUGACUGUGGUGGUGAUGGGUGCAAGGAGAUACGGUGUCUAGACACGAGAAAUGCUAGAGAUGGUUGGAAGACUUGUUUUGUGUUGCCAUUCUCUUUCAGUGCAGGUAGAUCUGCUGUUGUUGACGGUCGUUGGUUGUACCUGUUUGCUGGUAACCGCCAUGAUGGUUUUGACGACCCGGACCCUUGGGGUUUUGCUUUGAAUGUUGUUGACAGCAACAAAGGUGAAGCCGAAGUAAGAAACAUAAUCCAACCGCAUUUAUCUCGUUUUUAUCCAAUUGCUUCAGCAUCUUUGUCCCCAGGUACACUUAUUGCCUAUAUGGUGGAUGAACGCACUUUGUAUCAACUAGAUUGCUCAAAUGGGUCUUGGACUGUCUACCAGAAGGACUUACCUUAUCGUUGUGAUCCAUUUCUCGGUUGCAUCACACUUUCAGAUGAUCGAAUUCUUUAUAUGUACGAUACUAUACACAUGCGCUUGGAUUCCUAUGAUGUUGCAAACAGAAAAGAACUUCCUUCGGAUGAUCUUCCCCGGUCCUUUUGGUUUGGUCAUGGGGAAGAGGUCGAGCUCAUUGUCCUUGCUAAGGACAGGUUCUGCGUUAUAUGGCAUGUUUAUGGUUAUGAUGUCAAUGAAAUGUGCAUUUAUUACACUAGAUUCUCAGUUUCUUCUGAUCUACCUAAGCCCACUGUCACUGUUGAGGAUAACAGGGCUUUUCCAAUCAGAGGCGUCAAAAUACUCAAUAUUGUAACUCUUGAUCCACAUUCAGAUGCAAUGGCCAAUGACUUGAGCUACAACAGCAGAGUUGAUAAUUGGAAGUUGGUAGAGACAAACAUGGACGAAACUGGCAACUCUAACUUAGCUUAGCUUAGCUUUUGUAUGGGUUGUGGUUAUCUUGCAAACUAACAUGUUUUUUCAUGUUGAUUUUCUGUUUGGCCAAUAACACAUAUUUGAGUUUGAGGUGCUGUGUGGACUUGGCAGUGAUGGUUGCUUUUAAGUAUUGAGUUCCCUUCUGGCUGGAAUUGUGCAUGUUCUAUUGUUGCAUUAUUUUAUUUUGGCUUACUUUAAAUCAAAAUUUUUUAUGGACUUUGGGAA